Messenger RNA from Linum trigynum, 680 nucleotides. The record is from the annotation of a GenBank genome assembly. Lineage: Eukaryota; Viridiplantae; Streptophyta; Magnoliopsida; Malpighiales; Linaceae.
CUCCAUCUGUUCCCAAAACCCUCGAAGAUCUGCAAGUUCUCGAAUCUCGAUCAAUUCUUAGCUGCUGGAGUAUGGGACGACGGUCAGCGGCAUGAUAAGCAGAGGUGAGAAUGGCAAUCUGGAAGGCUUGAUGGUGCAGUUCUUGUUCCUGUGGUCAACUUCGUCGAGGUUGUUCAUGCCGGCCACCGGAUGCAGUUCACCGGCAAGAUCGCCUCCGCAAGUUCCCUCCUCGAUGGGUUUUACGCAGCCUGGAUUGCGGCUGCAGGUUCGAUUGCAACAUAUUGGGUCGGUGUUGGGCUCUGCAAUUUCCUAGCUCUGAAUUCUAAUUUUGUAACUAGGUCAAUUAAUAGUAUUAGUUAGAUACAUAUAUGAAUGGUGAUUGAAUAAUGAGGCAAAGACAUCGUGUAUGUUCUAUUUAAUCACUAAAAUGAAUGAAUGACAUUUAUCUAAGGGAUCGAAAAGGUCGAUAUAGUUUCCUGUUUAUUGGAACCACGGCUAAUCUUUCUAAACCAGUUGGAAGCUCUGUUUUAAGAACCAGUCCACCUGGUAGUUAUCAGCAUCAAUGGGACAUGAUAUCAAGUAAAUGGUCUACAUAUCCUCUCUGGAGGGUACGAUUUAUCAAGAUGGAGGUUAUUCAGCUUCGUCAAAGAUCACCCUGGCAAGAAAUUGAAUUUCCAAAA